Linum trigynum is the source of this 1731-nucleotide messenger RNA. Lineage: Eukaryota; Viridiplantae; Streptophyta; Magnoliopsida; Malpighiales; Linaceae. The record is from the annotation of a GenBank genome assembly.
AUGUUGGACCAGGAACAAACGUCGAUUGCUUUGGCACGCAGUGACUCAGCUGAGAACAAAAAAGAUGCGAGUGAAGCGGGAGCACAGUCUUGCCCGGCCAGUGAGGCGACGAUACCCUCGCCAACAUCGCCGUCUGCUCAAAAAGGGAAUUCUCUAUCCUACAAGGAUACAGUUCUGGGAAAGGGUGCAGAGCAGGCGAACGUGAAUGGGAAAGAGAAUGGGGACGAUGAAGAGGAGGACCCCAUGGACAGCGAUAGUGAAGGGGAACCUGACUGCCCCAAAGUCAAAAUCCCAAAAGGCUUUAACCGCCGUCGAGAUCAGCGUUGGCGCAUGGCUAUCAUUGUGCGGGUCCUGGGACAUUCGUUCCCCUUUCUGUUUAUCCAGCGUCGCCUCCAAACAAUGUGGGCAUGCACUGGUCCAGUGACAAUAGCAGCAAUGGGACAGGGCUUUUACUCAGCUCGGUUCUCUACCGAGCAUGACUAUGUUAGGGCAUUGAACGGCGGACCGUGGAUGAUAGAAGACCACUAUGUCCUUACGAGGACAUGGCGCAGGGGCUUCGAACCGGGCGAGGAGGAACUGUCUCACACGCUUGUUUGGGCACGUCUCCCCAAGAUCCCAAUGGAUUAUUAUGAUGAGGAGCUAUUGAGGAAUAUCGGGAACUCCUUGGGAAGAUAUAUCAAAAUGGAUGAAGCUACAAGACAAGCCUCGAGAGGACACUUUGCCAGAAUUUGUGUGGAAGUCAACCUUGCAAAACCAUUAGUGUGUAAAUACCGACUAGAAAGAAGGACGAGGCGAGUCGAGUAUGAGGGGUUGCAUAAGGUUUGCUUCGAGUGCGGGAGAUAUGGUCACGAACAAGAAGUAUGCCCUAAGAAGAAAAUGGAGACCCCUUCUGAGGAGGAUUUCCGUACAUCUCAUGUUAACCCUUCCCAGUCUACAAUCGAGGAAGAACGGCCGGAGAUUUUCCAAGAUUAUGGGCCCUGGAUGAUUGCAACCAGUAAUCGACGUCGAAGGGUGCAUAAUAACCAAAAAGUGGUGGGAACCGAGGCUAAUACAGCUGCUAGGAAAGUGUCCGUCCCAUCGGGCUCGCGGUUCGAGGCGCUAGAAUCGCUAAAUGAUGAACUGAGAGAGCAUGCUACAGUGCUAGCAGAGACAAACAAGAGAGUUGAUGAGGAGGUCACUCCUGAGGCUGGCCAAGCGGAUUUGGUAGGGGAACCACGCCUGAGUCGGGAUAGUGUGGGAGCAAAGAGAGGCUCGAACAAGAACCAGGUUGUGAAGAAUUCCUCAGUGGUGAAUAACAAUGAGGCAUCAAAAGUGCAAAAGAAAAACAAGGAAGGGGGAAAGGCGGCCUCCAAUGUCCAACCCAAAGCAAAAGAGGGCACUGGGGUACAAGGAAAUAAAAGCAGUGGGAAGGACAAAGGAUUAGUCAGCCAUCAGGCGGACAAAAGAAAACAAGGGGAGAAGCAGGAAGUGCCUAAGACUGGUCGUAAACAGACCAUGCAAAGUAAAACUCCCAACCAGGCUGGAAGUGGCACGAAUGGCACCUCGGGACAGUACGUACCCGCCAAAACCCCUCCCCCCAGGCGUGCUGAUCCACCUUCCAAACCUGUAGCUCGAAGCCUAGACCUGAAUACCAGUGCAGACACAUCUCAAGGAGUGCAUCAAGAGUCUUAUGUGAACCCAUCAGCGGCUAGCUCGGCAAAGCCGUCUGAGAUGGAGGUGGAGACAGCCUAG